Messenger RNA from Lampris incognitus (smalleye Pacific opah), 2068 nucleotides. RefSeq names its product caspase a-like. Gene Ontology annotation, molecular function: cysteine-type endopeptidase activity. Gene Ontology annotation, biological process: proteolysis; regulation of apoptotic process. The coding region runs from base 128 to 1315 and encodes 395 amino acids. The record is from RefSeq and is a predicted model, not a curated record. The transcript has 8 exons. Lineage: Eukaryota; Metazoa; Chordata; Actinopteri; Lampriformes; Lampridae.
CCUGGGUAAGAGCAGCUGUGACAACAGCGGCUUUCAGAAACCUUUCGAGCGGCUGCCUUUAAAAACCAACAACAACUUCAAAUUCAACCGACAUCCAACGUCGACCACCGAAAACGGGCUGUGAACUAUGGCGGGUAAGGAGCUUUUCAGGGUCCGGGUCGAUUUUAUAAAGACAGUGCCACAAGCAGUUAUCGAUGACCUCCUGGGCGACCUCUUGGCACUCAAGGUCUUGAAUAAUGAGGAGAAGGACUCAGUUACUGAGGAUAAUCAUUCCAGAGCAAACAAGGCACGUUCUCUCAUAGACUUCGUCAUCAAAAAAGGAGACGUGGCCAGUGCGGUGAUGAUUGGUCAGCUGAAGAUAAGAGACGCGUCACUUCACACAAAUUUGGGUUUGUCCUCUUGGCUACCUGCUCAGACAGCGGUCUCAUUGGUGUCCAUGAAGGAGCAGGGCUUGCCAGGAUCCUCCAACCUCAUCUCCAGUACUAAAGCGUCCCAGAAAGAAAAUAUUUACCCUGUGACCGACCAGAGCAUGAAGAGUCGCAUGGCCCUGCUAAUCACUAAUAUGAAGUUUGAUAAUAAGGACUUGAAUAGGGCGGGGGCUGAUAAAGAUGAAGAAAACAUGGAGACGCUCCUCAAAUCGUGGAAAUACGAUGUGGUGAAACACAGGGACCUUAGUGGGCAGGAGAUAGACAAGGCUGUAAAGGAGUUCUCUCGACAUGUAAACCUCCCCCAGACAGACAGCGUCUUUGUAGUAAUCAUGUCUCAUGGGAUAAUGGGAGCUGUGCUUGGCGUACACUGGAAGGAGGCCGAACCGGAUAUGUUCCCCAUUGACAAUAUCUACAAACACUUGAACACACGGAACUGCCAAGCACUUCUGAACAAACCCAAGGUCAUCAUCAUCCAAGCCUGCAGAGGAGGGGAGAAGGGAGCUGUGCUUGUCAGUGAUGGGCCUGGUGUCACACGUGACAGGAUACCUCCACUGGUCUGUGACACUGAGCACCAGGCAUCACUGCCUGGCUUUACAGAUGACGUAAUGGACGAUGCUUUACACUUGGCACAUAAGGAAAAAGACUUCAUCACCCUCUUAUCCUGCACUCCUGAUACUGUUUCGUGCAGGGAUCCCAACAAGGGUUCUCUUCUAAUCCAGUUCAUUGUUGAGGUAUUCAAAACCUCUGCUCAUGAGGAUCACAUUGAAGAUCUUUUCAGGAUGGUCCUUUACAGGUUUGAAGACCUUCCUCUUGGCUGCAGAAGACAGAUGCCAACCAAAGAUAGAUGCACUCUGACGAAACCCUUCUACCUCUUCCCAAGCCAUUAAGACACAAUCCAGUUAUGAUUAAGCACGGAAUUUUUUUAAAAUACAUGUUUACUUUUUUUUUACAUUUCAUAUUUUUAUGGGAUAAUAGGUAUUCAUAGACUAUUCACCACUCCAGGAAGUAUUAAUGUGGAUUACUGAUACAUUUUGUAAUCCUUGUAAAAUUAUCCUUUACCUUGUAAAAUUUUAACGAGUAAGUCGUUGUCAAGUUUUAUUGGAAUUACUCAGUUCAUUUACUUUGAAAAUAUGAGCCCAUCACAUACAAUUGGUUGCCUGCAUCAAUCAAAAAAGAAAGAAGUUUCCCGGCAUAUUUCCCCUCACCCGUGUUCUGACAAAUCCUGCCUCUGAUGAUCAGUGACUACGGAAAUCAGUGAUCAGACCACCGAUUGAGCAGUUCUACAUUUUGUUUAUUCUUAUUCGUAAUUGACUAAUAUUUUGAUUUUUAUAUCUUUUUCCUAUAACUGCUCAGUUGUCUCAAGAAUUUUUAGGGAGUGGUGUCGUCCUCAUUAAUUAACAAACAAAGGGGCGGUUGGCCUCAAUUGAAUCGUUAUUACCUAGGCCCUAUUCCAGUGCCAGGCCUCGCUCCAUUUAGAACUGUAGAGAUGGGGGCGUCCGGGUAGUGUAGCCGUCUAUUCCGUUGCCUACCAACGCGGGGAUCCUGGUUCGAAUCCCUGUGUUGCCUUUGGCUUGGUCAAGCAUCCCUACAGACACAAUUGCUGGUGGGAAGCCGGAUGUGGGUAUGUGUCCUGGUCACUG